Cydia amplana is the source of this 2331-nucleotide messenger RNA. RefSeq lists its product as uncharacterized. NCBI's taxonomy places the organism in Eukaryota, Metazoa, Arthropoda, Insecta, Lepidoptera, Tortricidae. The record is from RefSeq and is a predicted model, not a curated record. The transcript has 12 exons. Bases 35 to 2311 code for a protein of 758 amino acids.
CGAAGUAUCUACAAGAAGUCGCAAGAAGUGGAUAAUGGCGAUCCUGUCAAACUGUCCUGACAUUAAUACUGAAGAAUCGGAAAGGCUAAAAUCUAGUAAACGGCAAUUUGUCUGCCACAAGCAUUUUGAAAAGAAGUAUGUCAACAGAACAAUGCGCCUUAGAAAUGGCGGUUUCCCGACGCUAUUUACGGAGAGAGAAAUAGCGACAGGAGUGCCCAAUGUGGACCCUAAAACUCUCAUUCAGGAGACAACCCGAAUUGCAACAAUAGAUCACAUGUAUUAUACUAUUCAAAAAAUCCAUAUUGACCAUACAUAUUCAAAGAUAGAUGAGGAUGUAGACGCUUGGAUGGAUCAUGUACCCUUUCCAACCAAAUCAGGAAACUUACCCACUUCUACUUCUAAUGCCGAUGCCGAUGCCGCUGCUUCUAUAGACGCGCAAUCUUCAUUGCAAGAGGACCUACCAGCAUCUGAAGAGGAUAACGACCAGACGGAAAGUGACUCGAGAUUGCCAAAGGACAAAGUCAUGAUAGAUUACAUAAUUGAGCACCCGGCCUCGCCUGGACGUGAUAUCUUCGAGACGAUUGAACCUGAAGAUCCAAAGAAGGAAACAGUAUUCUCUUGGGAGAAAACGGAAUUGUUAGAAGCAGAUGACCCUGAAGACGACUCAGUGCUGGUGCCCGAAACGAAGGUACCCGAAGACCUCCCGACGCUGUCCUUGUUCUGCGAAGACCCUGAUGAACCACCUGUCGAAAUAGCGCCAAGUAAACCAGAAGCAGAGGUUCCCAAGGAUGUCGUUUACCGGUGUGUGGAUUGUGCAGUGGUCGUUGAUGGGUUCACGUUCUGGUGCGUGCAGUGUUUAUGCGGCGUACUGUGCGGCGCGUGUGCAUCGAUGUCACCACACAACAUACAUUACGUGCUGCGCGCGCCAAUGGGCGCCACACUCAGUCAAACGCAGCCCGUGUUGUUAGUGAUACGAGAACAGUUGCAGAAAGAAAACUUACUAACUCUCUAUGGAACCGAUGUUGAUGGUGUGAAAGUAGAAGUAAAACUGGAGCCGGAUGAGCCUCCGCCAGCGCCCACGCCGCUGCCCGACCAGGAAGACCCGCUCGCCUUAGAGCCCCGUUCCGAGGAUCAAUCCGAGGAUCAAUCCGAGGAUCAAUCCGAGGUCGGGGAGUCCCAAUGCGAGUCCAUGGAGCCCCAAUCCGAGGCUGUGCAGUUUAAUAUGGAUCUAGAACACGACGUCGAGUCCCAUUCUGAGGCCGUGCACGUCGAAGGCGUAGAUACACAAUCCGAGGACGUGCAGUUUUAUGAAACCAUAAGUCCACGAACCGACGCCACAGCCGAAAAGCGUGUCUACAAGGAAACAGUCGAUCAUCAUCAUCCUUCCAAGCGUCCUCGGCUCAUGGAAAUCCGACCGGGCGACAAAUUAUACCCCACAACCAGCCCAAAAGUUAGCGAUGCCCAAAAACAAACCAUGAAAAGAAUUCCACCGACCUUAGUAUCACUAACUGUCCUUCCUCCGAAUACCACACUUAGCGAUCUCAUAAAGUCGAAAACUCUUUCAAAAUCCUCCCCUGCCAAGCUUGUAGUGCCACAAAAUGUGCAUAAAGGACCUAAUAUCCUCAGAAGACCAAAAACAAAUAAAGAACUCGGAAAAUCAACUCCCCUAAAGCUAGAUAACGUUCAAAACAUUGCCAAAGGUUCACCUCUUAUAAGGACCCAACAAAUCAAUCCCAAAAGGUCACCACACCUAGUACCACAAAAAUUUGGCCUUUCUGAAGUGAAAGUUACUUCAGGACCCCAAAGUUACGAAACUCUGAUCAUAACUUCAGAUGAUGAUGUCGAGUUUUUGGAUGAAGAAGUACUGGAUAGUGAAAACGUAGUAGAUAGUAGAUUACAUAAAGAUAAUCAGGAAGAAAAUAGAAUAGGUGAAGAAUUAGUUGGAGAUAUAGAAAGCGAAUUGGGGAACGACGAUUUGGAAGAUAGAAUAGAUAGAUUACAUAAAGAAAAUCGCGAUGACAGUGAAAUAGAUGAUGAUUCUAGUAAAGACAAAGAAAGUGAAAUAGACGACGAUUUAGAUGAAGAUUAUAGAAUAGAUGAACUAGACCGAAUAGACGAUUCCAUGGAUGAGACAGACUGUUCUGAGAAAGGUGUUGGCAGGAGAACAAGACACGCAACAAAUACGACUGCGGGUAGUCAAAGAAAAAUGGUUCGAACGCUGACACCAGAAGCCGUGGUCGAGUUGCAGCGCCUUACCUCAUUAGAUAUAAGAAACUGGACGGAUCGCAGUAAAUCGCGAAGAAAAGACUGAAAUAAACGUUAAGACAUUUA